Molecule: messenger RNA, 615 nt
Organism: Sparassis crispa
Lineage: Eukaryota; Fungi; Basidiomycota; Agaricomycetes; Polyporales; Sparassidaceae
Exons: 3
Coding region: 1-615 (204 amino acids)
Source: RefSeq, a predicted model, not a curated record
AUGCGUGGGAUCGUCGAUACCACUCCAAACCCGUCUCUUCGCCAUUCCAGCUCUCAACGGCGCAUUCUAACCCAACUGCAACGCCCCUUCACACCUGCAUCCCUGCGCCUCUCCCGGCGCGUGCACCCACACCGUUCCCCGUCGCCGGCCGCACACUUGCACCGUUCGCCACACCCACACCCUCCCCAUCGAUCGCACUCGUCGUACAUGCGGGGACAACUCUCCGAGUUGCGCACCCGACGCUUCUUGUGCGCACAGGCCACCGCACACAAUCCUUUCCAGCCCCCUCUACACACCCCCGACACACCGCCGUCGCGCUGGCCCUGGCGUGCAGUGCCGCCCUCCAUGCUCGGGCCCGCUGCGACACCGCUCGACGCGUUCUGGCCGGACGGCGCAUUCCACCUCCGCGCGCUGCGUGCGCGUGCGUUAUUCCGGCGCGGUGCGCAGAGUGUCCAAACCCCAAAUCCUGUUUCUGGCUGGGCUGGAGUGGAACCGGCGCGCUGGUUGCACGAUGUGACUCCCGCGAAGUGCUUACGCUCGGAGCACGAUGCGGAGGGACUCUGCAUCCUGCGGGAUCUCCCUCCUGGCCACGCAGACGAAGACAAAGACGAAUAA